UGACAGGGAAGGGCAGGGUUUGCAGAGGGAGUCUUAGCCUGGGGCUGGCCACGGGUCUCGCUCAGUGAGUGACUUAGUCUUGGGACUGCUGAGAUCUCCCAAUCUGGGAUUCUGCUCUGCCCCUGUGGCCUGGGUCCCCCAUCGUGGUGCCGGAGCUUGCAGUCCUUGGAAGGAGUGUGGGCCGCAGUGGCCCUUGCAGGGUCUCUGUGGGGUUUUGCAGAUUGGCCUCUCAGUGCUGAGCUCCAGUUGGAUUUUCAAUUAGUGGUUGUCAUCCCUGCCCCCCUCCGGGUUAGCUGUUGGGGGUGUGGUAGGGCAGCAGCCCCCCCCCCCGUAAAGGAAGUGAUGGACUCUGGGACCCCUGCUUAAUGGGAUCUGUCCAGGGCGCCCCCCCAAGCUGGGAAACCUGCGGGAGUGGUCGGGCGGCCAGGCUUCCCAGCCCCCAGGCCAGCGGGAGGCGUGACUGGGCGGUCCCCCCUGGAGAAUCAGCUAGGAAACUGGACACCUCGGGCUGGGCGUGGCGCCCUCCUCCCGCAGGCAGGCCUUAUAAACCUCGGCCUCGCGUCUCCGCCGCAGCACCCCAUCUCCUACCCUGGUCAGCUGUGUGAGCACCUCAGCUCCAACCCCAGGGGCCUCAUGGCGGCCGAGCCACUGACUGAGCUGGAGGCGGCCAUCGAGACGGUGGUCACCACUUUCUUCACCUUUGCAGGGCGGGAAGGCCGCAAGGGCAGCCUCAGCGUCAACGAGUUUAAGGAACUAGCCACGCAGCAGUUGCCUCACCUGCUCAAGGAUGUGGGCUCCUUAGAUGAGAAGAUGAAGAGCUUGGAUGUGAAUCAGGACUCGGAGCUCAAGUUCAAUGAGUACUGGAGACUGAUUGGGGAGUUGGCCAAGGAAAUGAGGAAGGAGAAGGCGCAGGAGAUCCGGAAGAAGUAGAGCUGCUGGCCGGGAUGGCGGUGGGGAGAGUAGGCCUGGCAGGGCCAGGAGAACCCAUCACUCCCCAAAUAAACCUUCUCCCUCGAAGCA
Ictidomys tridecemlineatus (thirteen-lined ground squirrel) is the source of this 1020-nucleotide messenger RNA. It is a transcript of the gene S100a13, whose product is annotated as S100 calcium binding protein A13. The record is from RefSeq and is a predicted model, not a curated record. Lineage: Eukaryota; Metazoa; Chordata; Mammalia; Rodentia; Sciuridae. Gene Ontology annotation, cellular component: perinuclear region of cytoplasm. Gene Ontology annotation, molecular function: calcium-dependent protein binding; calcium ion binding.